Molecule: messenger RNA, 1680 nt
Organism: Cyclopterus lumpus (lumpfish)
Lineage: Eukaryota; Metazoa; Chordata; Actinopteri; Perciformes; Cyclopteridae
Gene: ogfod2
Product: 2-oxoglutarate and iron-dependent oxygenase domain containing 2
Exons: 7
Coding region: 254-1312 (352 amino acids)
Molecular function (GO): iron ion binding; L-ascorbic acid binding; oxidoreductase activity, acting on paired donors, with incorporation or reduction of molecular oxygen
Source: RefSeq, a predicted model, not a curated record
UGUGAAUGGCUACUAUUUUUCCUCCAGUUAAAAAAUAAAUUGUGUGCAUCGUUAUUCAAUUUUGGAUUAGUGGAGAUGACUUUUAUUAUUGAAGUCUUCGUACCGGAAGUGUUAUGUUGUUUUGUUGCCGCAAUCUAACGAGCGUUAACGCAGAAUUAGCCGUUUAGCCUGUUAGUAAACCGUCUUGAUGGUUUCACUCCGUUUAUUACACGUCUGUGUGUUUUAUUGAAGUUUUCUUUUCGAACUGCUAGUAAUGACAAACAAGGAAGACGGAAGUCGCCCGUUUUAUAUCUGUAGCUGUUUCACCACCGAUAAUAUUUUCCUGCAGGACUACAAACUCCAUGUCCGCUUUUCAUCCGAGCAGCAGUUCAGACUGGACUACCAACCAGUGAGUCUACUUCGGAGGCUGGGCUGCGUGACGGAGCAACAGUUUGAGGAUGUGCUCGACAAGAUUUCACAGGAAGUGGACAGGCGGAGGCGUCUAAGUGAGACUUCUGCUGAGAGAGCCGUUGCUAUUAAAGACAUGUACCAGCCUCUCCAUCCUCAUGUCUACCAUCUGCAGGAGUCCUUCCUCGCACCAAAGUUCAAGCAGAUUGUUGAGUAUUGUCGAAGCAGCAACAUCAGUGAAGAAGGUCUCGGAGACAUGUUGGAGGAAGAGGCAGCUGCGAAGGUUUAUCGCUUCCCCUUGUUUGAGAAAGGCUUCUGUGAGGAGCUGGUGGAGGAGCUGGAGCACUUUGAGCAGUCCUCCGCCCCUAAAGGAAGACCCAACACCAUGAACCAUUAUGGGAUCCUCCUGAAUGAACUGGGUUUUGACGAGUGCUUCCUCACACCCCUCCGUGAGCUGUACCUGCAUCCGCUCACCUCCCUGCUGUACCCGGACUGUGGGGGGCGCUGUCUGGACAGCCACAAGGCCUUUGUUGUUAAAUAUGACAUGAAUGAAGACCUGGACCUGAGCUACCAUUACGACAAUGCAGAGGUCACCCUUAAUGUUUCCCUGGGCAAGGACUUCACUGAGGGCAACCUUUAUUUUGGUGAUAUGAGACAGGUACCUUUAAGUGAGAUGGAGUGUUCAGAGGUUCAACACAGGGUGACCGAGGGCCUCCUCCACCGGGGCCAACACAUGCACGGGGCCCUGCCCAUCGCCUCCGGCCAGCGCUGGAACCUCAUCGUCUGGAUGAGAGCCUCACAGGAACGCAACAAACUGUGCCCCAUGUGCAACAGGAGGCCGACACUGGUGGAAGGGGAGGGCUUUGCUGACGGGUUCACCACACACUCUGAUGCUCCGCUGAAAACUUCAUGUGUGAUGACGUGACACUGCUAUCAGCUUUUAAUAAAGCCGCUGUGGGAUUUUCAAAUUUGGCCCUAUGAAAUUUCAAAUGAUUUCGGAAAUUAUUUAAGAUUGUCAUUGUUGUAGAAUUAAUCAAGACUACACUAAAGGGAAAUGACAUUAUUCUAAUGUAACAUUUUGACUGUAUUCCAUAUUGGAAUAAUAUUCAUAUUUAUUAUUUGUACCAUUAUUAACAGUAAUUGUACUAAAAUUCUGUGUUUCGAACGUGUGGUGUAGAGUCCUAUUUUGUGACUUUAUUGUCUCAAAUAUGAUUCCAAUAUUAUCAAACAGUGUGAUUGUACUAUAUUUUGUGCUAAAUAAUAAAAAAUGAGGGAUACACCACUCUGAAUAUA